This is a messenger RNA of Oncorhynchus tshawytscha (Chinook salmon), 1963 nucleotides long. Its product is annotated as 26S proteasome non-ATPase regulatory subunit 3. The record is from RefSeq and is a predicted model, not a curated record. Gene Ontology annotation, cellular component: proteasome complex; proteasome regulatory particle, lid subcomplex. Bases 115 to 1659 code for a protein of 514 amino acids. Lineage: Eukaryota; Metazoa; Chordata; Actinopteri; Salmoniformes; Salmonidae. Gene Ontology annotation, molecular function: enzyme regulator activity; protein binding. Gene Ontology annotation, biological process: ubiquitin-dependent protein catabolic process; regulation of protein catabolic process. The transcript is spliced from 12 exons.
AUCUAUUACUUUUGACUGCUCGAUAUUGUCAGGAUCAACUAGUAUGGUAUGUCCCCAUAAUCCUUUGCGCGUCACAAUAGUUGCCAGUCAUUCUGCCGACGAGACGAAUACAGUAUGAAAGAGACAACAGCCAAGAGACGCGAGAAAUCCAAGGACUCCAAAGCUGAUAAACAGAAGGAUGCGGGCCCCGAGCCGCAGGAUGUGGAGAUGCCGGAGGAAGACUCUGCUACUGCAGAGAAGAAACCCAAGGAACUUGAUACCCUCACACUUGAAGACAUCAAGGAGCAUGUAAAGCAGAUAGAGAAGGCCGUGUCGGGCAAGGAGCCUCGCUUUGUGCUGAGGGCCUUGCGUGCCCUGCCCUCCACCAGCCGCCGCCUCAACCCCAAUGUGCUGCACAAGGCUGUGUCUGGCUUCUACACCUCCAAUGCCGCCGGCAAGGAGUUCCUACUCAGCUUCCUGGAGGAGCCCAUGGACACCGAGGGAGAUGUCCAGUUCAGGCCUCGUACAGGAAAGGCAGCUGCCACCCCCCUGAUCCCUGAGGCGGAGGCCUACCUGCAGCUGCUCCUGGUGGUUUACCUCACCAACAACAAACGCUACACAGAGGCCCAGAAGGUGUCAGACGAGCUCUUGCAGAAGAUCGGCCCUCAGAAUCGGCGGGCUCUGGACCUGGUGGCUGCUAAGUGUUACUACUACCACUCCCGCGUCUACGAGUUCCUCAACCAACUGGACACCGUGCGUAGUUUCCUGCACACGCGCCUGAGGACAGCCACCUUGCGGCACGACGCCGACGGCCAGGCCACGCUGCUCAACCUGCUGCUGAGGAACUACCUGCAGUACAACCUGUACGACCAGGCUGAGAAGCUGGUGUCCAAGUCAGUCUUCCCCGAGCUGGCCAACAACAACGAGUGGGCCCGCUACCUCUACUAUACAGGUCGUAUCAAGGCUAUCCAGCUGGAAUACACAGAGGCCAGGAGGACCCUGACCAACGCCUUGAGGAAGGCCCCCCAACACACAGCUGUGGGCUUCAAACAGACAGUCCACAAGUUGCUGAUUGUGGUGGAGCUGUUGCUUGGGGAGAUCCCAGACAGGCUGCAGUUCCGCCAGGCUCCACUGAAGAGAUCCCUAGCGCCCUAUUUCCUGCUCACCCAGGCUGUCAGGACGGGUAACCUUGCCAAGUUCAACCAGGCCCUGGAUCAGUUUGGAGAGAAGUUCCAGGCAGACGGCACCUACACCUUGAUCAUCCGCCUGCGACACAAUGUCAUCAAGACAGGUGUGCGUAUGAUCAGCCUGUCAUACUCUCGUAUAUCCCUGGCAGACAUCGCUCAGAAGCUGCAGCUGGACAGUCCAGAGGAUGCUGAGUUCAUAGUGGCCAAGGCUAUCCGUGAUGGGGUGAUCGAAGCCAGCAUCAACCAUGAGAAAGGCUAUGUUCAGUCUAAAGAGACCAUGGAUAUCUACGGUACCAGGGAGCCCCAGCUGGCCUUCCACCAGAGGAUCUCCUUCUGCCUGGACAUACACAAUAUGUCUGUCAAGGCCAUGAGGUUUCCACCCAAGGCUUACAACAAGGACCUAGAAUCAGCAGAGGAGCGCAGAGAGCGGGAGCAGCAGGACCUGGAGUUCGCCAAGGAGAUGGCCGAAGAUGACGACGACAGUUUCCCAUGAUCCUCUCAGGGGAGCAAGUGCAAGGAUGCCUUGAUGUUUUUUCCCUUUCUCUCCCCCUCCAUCCUCCCUCUUGUAAUAGUUGUUUUUGUUUAUUUCUCUGCAGGCAAAAGGCCAUUAUAAAGUUAUAUAUCUAUGUUAGCAUUCUAACAUAUAAUAAGAACACUUCUAUUCAACCCUACCACUGGUCCUCGUUGUCCCUGCUUUUAGACUUUGCGUUUCACUGUUAACUUGCUGGUGGAAGCAUUUGGUGUAUCUGUACUGAGUUUGAGGCCAGCACACAAAUAAACAGUCUUUGUCAAUUUAA